CGCAGGGGUCGUUGCUGGCCGUCGCCAGUUGUCGCUGGUUGUUGCUGGAGUGUCGGUCGCUCUCCUGUUCCACGGCACAAAGUGACGGUGGCUCGAACGAACAUAACUGGGCAGUCAAUCGGCGAAGGUGCUCUAACCAAAGUGGUGCGGUGGUUGUGUUAGAAGCCAGUUACGAACCAACAGCAGAAGUUGUAAAUUGCUUCGUCUAGUUACCUCGCGGAAUCGCGCAUAAUAAUCUCCCGCGAACGAAGUAAACGAAAGAUACAGGAGUCGAAUGUUUCGCGAAACGACGACGAGUCAAAUCGAAACCGGCACGCCUCGGCACUAACCGGUGCCUGUAAAUAAAUCGUAACUCGUAAAUAAAUGUGCCACGCAUCGAAAUCAACGAGGAAGCAUCAACAAGAAGGACAAUAGCAGCGUCUUCUCGCGUUUCUGAACGAGGAUCAAGUGCUUGCGUGCUCGAGAAUGGUAACCGCGAAAUGAGCGUGUCACCGAGCAUCGUAGAGCCGAGCCACGAGAUGGAGAGGGCUCCUCUCGAGGAGGACAACAGCCUGAAAGUCUCGCCAAUGCAGAACGUGGCGAGACAGGACUCGGGGGUCCCGGAGGAUCUCGCCUCGCCGUUGGUCGACGUCGACAAGUCCCUGAACGAGACGGAUCCGGACGCGACGAUGAACAUCACCGUGAUCCACGUGACCGGAUCUACAGAGCCAGCGAAGACAGAUACCACUCUGAACAACGACAGGAAGGAUUAUAGCGGCGAGGGGAAGGACAGCAAGGACGGAAGCGACAGCGGAGUGGAGGGCUGCGCCGCGGAGGUCCCGAGGGCGCGAAGUCGGAACAGCAUAGACUACGCGAGCAGCUGCGGCGGCCUGGACGAGGCGUCCUGCGAUUCCAGUCUAGUCAGUUGUUGCUCCGUCUACGAGGACCCGUGCGCGACCUUGCCGGACGACGUGAGGUUGACGACCGGCGGGGAGGGCACCAGCGAGGGUGGCAGCGAGAGUUCGUCCAUAGCGGGCAGCGUUUCCGCCCGCGCGAACCGAGCCAACGUGAAGAGGACGAUAGCUGCCUCGAGCGCCAGCAAGAAGCAGAAGGCGACUGGGCAGGAGGCGCAGAAGAGCGGCAGGGCGAAGCCGACGCCGUUGAACGCCGCGUACACGGCUACUCCGGCGCGUUCCAAGCCGCGAACCGCGACCCCGAGAAGCAUCCUGAACAAGGCUCAGCCAGCGACGAGGGACAGAGCCCGGUCCAGAGAGAAAUCCACGGUCAGGGAGAACAGCAGCAACAAUAACAACAACAACAACAACAAUAACAACAACAACGACAACAACAACGGGGCAGUCGGUCGACUGUCGAUGACGUUCCGCUCGGGAGCGAAUCCGAUGCCGCCGCGAACGAGAACGAGACCGAUCCCCGACUCACUGCCGUCCGUGCUCACCACAGAGAUCAACAAGGACCUGGCGCAGCAGCGUGGCCGUGGCGGGCAGAGUGGUGGUGGCAGCUGCAGGUCCAGAGGCGGGUCGAGCACGCGUGGCGCCCGCACGCCGAGUUCAACGCCGUCCGAGGAAGUCCGGAAGCCUCUGUCCACCCCUCGGGUGCCUUACACCGGUCGCGUCGAGGCGGCGAGAUCCUCCAGACCGGACAAGAUGACCGCCAGCGCGGACAGCAAGGCGCUGGACGCGUACGCGACGCUGCCACGCAGGAACAGGGCCAAGAUGAGCAUCGUUGCCAAGACGGCGAAUGAAAAGACGGAGAAGGCGACGAGGAGCAGGUCCGGCAGCAGGGACGCGAGUCUGAGCAGGCAACAGAUGGAGAAGAAGAGGGAUCACACGGUGCACAAGAGCCUGCCGCCGUACCCUAGGCACAAGACCGUGGAGAGGACGCGGAUUUAUCACGAGACCAGCGUGCAAACUGGUCUGACCGGUCGCGACAUCGAGAACGCUUUGUCCGGUGUGCCGAGUGCCGUCGCCGGGCCGGAUGUGGUCGAGAGACUGCACGAGGGCUGCCAGACGGAGGGCACGUGGCAGGACAUGCACGCGAUGCAGACGGACCUGAGGAGGUUGAACGAGGAGACGUCGCGGCAGAGAGAGGAGAACGAGAAGCUGAAGACUGAGAUCGUCGAGGCGAAGCGUCUCCUCGAGGAGGAGAAGGCGGACCACGCGUUCGCCCGGCAAGAAUUGGACAGAAACGCACAACGAGUACUGGCGAUGCUCGGCACGCCACAGUCGGAGCACGCAGAAGGCAGUGACAGCUUCCUAGAGCUGGAGUGCCAUUUGCAAUCUUCUGGACAGGUAGUCGCCAACCAACAGUUGGAGAUAGCAGACUUGCAGUCUCUGUGCCGCAUGCUGAGCAGGGAUUUGGAGAAAAGCUUGGCUGCCCAGAAGGCGUUGUUGCAACAGCAACAGGAGCUGGAGGCUGAGUCGGCAGAGAUGCAAGACUUCCUUCAAGAAGAGAAAGCUACCUUGGUGGACGCUUUGAAAGAGGCCGAAACAGAGCUAGUGACGAAGGAGGAAUUAUUAACGAAACGCGAGCUGGAAUUGGAGAGGCAAACCGAGGAGUGCAAACACUUGGUGCGCAUCAGCGAGCAACGAAGGCAAGAAAAUUUAUCCAUGAGCAUGAAAUUGAACGCGGUCGAACGACGAAGCAGGGAGCUGUUGCUUACGCAGGGGGCCGCCGUUUCCGGGGCUGCGGUUGCGCUUUCCGGUCUUGGCACCAGGCUAGAGGGACUGGUAGAUCAGCUGAUAACGUCUUACAGUAUCUCGGUGAAGGACCUCGAAGAUGUGAUAUAUCACAACGAAGCGUACAGCCGGAGUAACAGCAGCAUCGAAUCGAGUCCGGUCAGUUCGAAGCACAGCCUGAAAGAGUGCACACCUAGUCCGAAGAGCGGUUCCUUCGUUUCCGCGGUGAUUGGGGCAAUCCGGAACGCGGCUACGCAUCCUUUCGCAACGAAAAACACUACAGACAAAAAGUCUACGUUGGAGUCGGCCAAACAGAUGUACAAAGAAUUGAGCAUGGAAUCGUCGUCCGACUUGCUCGACUUUGAAACCGAGCCGUGCCUGAUGAUGGAGAGCGUGUUGGAGGACGUCCCUCUGCCGGACACGUACUCGCACAACAUGGUGUCGAGCAGCGACUCGCUUCGCAGAGCUCUCAGCUUCCCGGAGACGGUGGACGAGGGCAACUUGAAGAAAACGCGAACCAACGAGGAGUGCUCGAGCCUCACGAACCUCACGCAAGCUAUUUUACACCGGCGUAAGGUUGAAAACGAAGAGGACGACGACUGUGACUCCAUCAGCGAGUCGGACACUGGUACCAACGACGGCCCAUUGGCUUCCGAUUAUUGCCCAGCUGUCGGUCUCGUCGACCAAGUGAUCGACGUGGAUAAUCUCGUCACGAAACUGCUGAAAGUGCUGCGGAUAAUACAACUCGACAACGACACGUGUAUACAAGAGCUGAAAGAGGAGAAGUCCGAGUUGGAAACGAAAUUGGAGGUGACCGUGACAGAGUUGGAGGAACUGCGUAAAAUCGUGGACAGCCUGCACCAGUCGGACGAAAUUCUGAGCAACAGCUCGGACAGGAGGCGCAGCGUGAUGGAGAACUGCCGGCUGCUGAUCAAAGAGGCGGUUAAGGAGGAAUUAAAAUUUGACGAGCCCGCAGUGGCUAAUAAUAGCGGCCCUGGAGCAGCUACGAACUGCGAAGAUCUCAACGCGAACGCAGCGGCUCAAUCUUCUUCCUAAAACACGUUCCCAACACACGAAAAAACUCUGUCUUCUUUUCGCUUUCUUUUUUUCUUUUUUCUUCUUCUUCUUUGUUGUUGUUGUUGUUGUUGUGAAUUUAUUCUUUAUUUUUUCGACCGGUGCAAACCUGCUGACAGCUAUGCACGACCGUUUGUCGUUGAUACGGAAACGAGAGCUGCGUUAAAAGUUAUCUUCUGUGUUGUGUAUCAUUUUUCAGAGUUGCUGAACCUGACACUCGACAUGUGUAAACAUGCAACACUGUUCCUUCGGUGACUCAGUCUCAAAGUGACUGAAUAGUUCACAAACUGUUUUGCGUGUGUUGAGGUCAUGUACAGCUCUCUCCGUACUGUCGCGUUGCGGAAGGUACUUCAGUAUAUUUUAUAUUCGUCCAGAGGCGCGUGUAAUUCGUGUACAUAAUAACAGAGAAACUGUUACUUCAAAAUUGAAUUAUAUAUAGUCAAUAAUCGUAAUUGUAUCUAGAUAUAACUCGAAGCUUUCUUUCAGUCUCAGUGAUCGUAAAAUGAUUUUUGAACGUAUCUUUUUAAAUUAAAUUUAUCGUCGUUUCUUCGUAUAUCUGUCGUACAAUUCAAUCAAUAGUUGUGAAUCUAGCGUAAUUUAAUCGAAAGGAAAGAACAAAAAGGAAAAAAAAAAGAAGCAUGUAAAAGCAUAGACAAAAUUCGCGAUGGAUACUCAAUUGCGUCAACAAAAAUGACGAAUCCCCUUCUCGUGCCCACCGAAUCGCAUUUUCGUCGCGUUAACUAAUGUUAAUAACGAGCCAUUUUCUCAAGAGUAUUAACUCCUGUACACUUAGAGAGUGAAGAAAUAGGUUGUAAUGUACCUUAAUAAUAAAGAAAUCCAUCGAUCCAAGUUUACUCUCAAACAUAAUAAAAGCAAAGAACGUGUAUUAACGACAACAGGGUACAUUAGUUUUACGAUACGUUACUUACAUAGUGGUGGAUUGGCGUAAUUAAUAUAUCGGCCAGUACGAGUCAUUCGAAUAAACGAAAAAACGUAAUGUUAUUCAACUCGUCGUUGCUGCUUCAGCACGAUUGGAAAAUGUAACCGGGAAUAAUCUUUCGUUGUAACGUUCUUAAAAUAGGGAAAAUAGAAAAGAAGAAAAGAGAGAUAUAUGCGAAUAAUUAUUGCAAAUUAUACCUGAGUGAAUUAUUCACUCGGGAAUAAUUAUUGCAAAUUAUUCCCGAGUGAAUAUUCGAAGAAAAUGAAGAACAAAAAAACAGAGAGAAACACACACGUUACAUAACAGAGCUGCUUUCUAUUUUAAUGGUGAGAUAUAUUU
Frieseomelitta varia is the source of this 5028-nucleotide messenger RNA. RefSeq lists its product as uncharacterized. The transcript has 13 exons. The record is from RefSeq and is a predicted model, not a curated record. Bases 480 to 3731 code for a protein of 1083 amino acids. Lineage: Eukaryota; Metazoa; Arthropoda; Insecta; Hymenoptera; Apidae.